Messenger RNA from Mangifera indica (mango), 3334 nucleotides. RefSeq names its product plasma membrane ATPase 4-like. The record is from RefSeq and is a predicted model, not a curated record. Gene Ontology annotation, molecular function: P-type proton-exporting transporter activity; ATP hydrolysis activity; ATP binding. Gene Ontology annotation, biological process: proton export across plasma membrane; regulation of intracellular pH. The transcript has 12 exons. The coding region runs from base 95 to 3055 and encodes 986 amino acids. Lineage: Eukaryota; Viridiplantae; Streptophyta; Magnoliopsida; Sapindales; Anacardiaceae. Gene Ontology annotation, cellular component: plasma membrane.
UUUUCUUGUCCUCUCUCUCUCUCUCUCUCUAUAUAUAUAUAUAUACAUAUAUAUAUGUAUGUUGUUCUAGUUCUUACUUUAUCAGUUUUAAGAAAUGGGUGACAAGUCAGCUACUACUCUUGAAGGGAUUAAGAACGAAACUGUUGAUUUGGAGAAAAUUCCAAUCGACGAAGUGUUUGAACAGUUGAAAUGUACCCCGGAAGGAUUAUCCACAGAGGAGGGGAACAGAAGGAUUCUAAUCUUUGGCCCCAACAAAUUAGAAGAAAAAAAGGAAAGCAAAAUUCUCAAGUUUUUGGGGUUCAUGUGGAAUCCGCUCUCAUGGGUUAUGGAAUCCGCUGCUAUAAUGGCCAUUGCGUUGGCUAAUGGCGGCGGCAAGCCUCCAGAUUGGCAAGACUUUGUUGGUAUUGUUUGCUUGCUUGUCAUCAACUCAACCAUCAGUUUCAUUGAAGAGAACAAUGCCGGUAACGCUGCUGCCGCACUCAUGGCUGGCCUUGCUCCUAAAACUAAGGUUCUCAGAGAUGGAAAGUGGAGUGAAGAAGAGGCUGCUAUUCUUGUUCCAGGAGAUAUUAUCAGCAUUAAAUUGGGGGAUAUCAUCCCUGCUGAUGCACGUCUGCUUGAGGGUGAUCCGUUGAAGGUAGAUCAAUCUGCACUCACCGGAGAAUCACUUCCUGUGACUAAGAAUCCCGGCGAUGAAAUUUUCUCUGGUUCAACUUGCAAACAAGGUGAAAUUGAAGCUGUGGUUAUAGCAACUGGCGUUCAUACUUUCUUUGGAAAGGCUGCACAUCUUGUGGACAGUACCAACCAAGUUGGACACUUUCAAAAGGUGCUGACUUCCAUUGGGAACUUCUGUAUCUGUUCCAUCGCCACGGGGAUGGUGAUUGAGAUUAUCGUCAUGUACCCAAUCCAACACCGAAAGUAUAGAAAUGGAAUUGACAAUCUAUUGGUUCUCUUGAUUGGUGGCAUUCCGAUUGCUAUGCCUACUGUUCUGUCGGUCACAAUGGCUAUUGGUUCCCACAAGCUGGCUCAGCAAGGCGCCAUCACCAAGCGUAUGACUGCAAUCGAAGAAAUGGCUGGUAUGGAUGUCCUCUGCAGUGACAAGACAGGGACACUGACACUCAAUAAGCUCAGUGUUGACAAAAACUUGGUUGAGGUGUUCGCAAAGGGCGUUGAAAAAGAUCAUGUGCUUCUGCUUGCGGCGAGGGCCUCUAGAAUGGAAAAUCAAGAUGCCAUUGAUUGUGCUAUUGUAGGAAUGCUUGCUGAUCCGAAGGAGGCUCGGGCCAAUAUCAGAGAGGUGCAUUUCUUUCCAUUCAAUCCUGUGGACAAGAGGACUGCUCUGACAUAUAUUGACUCAGAUGGCAACUGGCAUAGAGCAAGCAAAGGUGCCCCUGAGCAGAUCAUGAACCUUUGCAACGCCAGAGAAGAUGUUAGAAAGAAAGCCUAUGCUGUCAUUGACAAGUUUGCUGAACGUGGGCUUCGAUCAUUAGCUGUGGCAAGACAGGAAGUGCCAGAGAAAAGCAAAGAAAGUCCUGGAGGACCAUGGCAAUUUGUCGGUUUGCUGCCACUCUUUGAUCCUCCAAGGCAUGACAGUGGUGAAACCAUCCGCCAGGCUCUCAAUCUUGGUGUGAAUGUGAAGAUGAUUACUGGUGAUCAACUUGCCAUUGCUAAGGAGACUGGCCGAAGGCUUGGAAUGGGAACUAACAUGUACCCUUCAGCGUCUUUACUUGGCCAGCAAAAGGAUUCAAACUUAGGAGCUCUUCCUAUUGAAGAGUUGAUUGAGACUGCUGAUGGGUUCGCAGGGGUGUUUCCAGGUGGGUGCUUUCGGUAUGGUUUGCUAGCCACAAUCACAAAUAUGGCUGAGCGACGUUUUCUCACCGUGUCUGAAUUUGAUUUCUCCUUUACUGCAGAGCACAAAUAUGAAAUUGUGAAGAAGUUGCAGGAGAUGAAACACAUUUGUGGAAUGACUGGAGAUGGUGUCAAUGACGCCCCUGCACUGAAGAAGGCCGAUAUUGGCAUUGCUGUUGCGGAUGCAACAGAUGCAGCAAGAGGCGCUUCGGAUAUCGUUCUCACGGAACCCGGAUUGAGUGUUAUUAUCCAUGCUGUGUUGACAAGCAGAGCGAUUUUCCAGAGGAUGAAGAACUACACAAUCUAUGCAGUCUCAAUCACAAUUCGUAUUGUGUUCGGUUUUCUGUUUAUUGCUUUGAUAUGGAAGUUCGACUUUUCUCCAUUCAUGGUCUUGAUUAUUGCUAUUCUAAAUGAUGGCACAAUUAUGACAAUCUCAAAGGAUAGGGUGAAGCCAUCUCCUGUUCCUGAUAGCUGGAGACUAAAGGAGAUUUUUGCUACGGGAAUUUGUUUCGGCAGUUACUUGGCAUUGAUGACUGUUGUAUUCUUCUGGGCUAUGCACGACACUCAUUUCUUCCCAGACACAUUUGGCGUAAGAGAUAUAAGCCAUGACGAUGAUCAAAUGAUGGCUGCAUUGUAUCUACAAGUGAGUAUUGUGAGCCAGUCUCUGAUUUUUGUGACUCGCUCGCGCAGCUGGUCUUAUGCUGAACGCCCUGGACUUCUACUGAUGUGUGCGUUUGUGAUUGCGCAAACGGUAGCAACUCUGUUAGCUGUAUAUGCGAAUUGGGGUUUUGCUAGAAUUAGAGGUGCCGGUUGGGGAUGGGCCGGUGUGGUCUGGAUUUAUAGCAUUAUCUUCUAUAUCCCACUCGAUUUUAUGAAGUUUGCCAUUCGUUACCUCUUGUCUGGGAAGGCUUGGCGCAACCUGCUCGAGAACAAGACUGCAUUCACCACCAAAAAAGAUUAUGGUAAGGAAGAGAGGGAAGCUCAGUGGGCUCUUGCUCAAAGAACCCUCCAUGGACUUCAGCCACCAGAACCCGCUAAUCUUUUCCCUGAAAAGGGUAACUAUAGAGAGUUAUCUGAGAUUGCAGAGCAGGCCAAAAGACGUGCCGAAAUUGCAAGGCUUCGGGAGCUGCACACGCUCAAAGGACAUGUGGAUUCAGUCGUAAAGCUGAAGGGACUGGACAUCGAAACAAUCCAACAACAUUACACAGUGUGAAGAGGAGUAAGAGAGGAGCGCUCUUUGAAGAGUUGAAAAAGGGAUUUGUUAAAUGACCAACACUGUUUAAGAGAAGGGGAGAUCUACCUAAGCAGUAAUUAGAAAGGUUUGAAGGAAAGGAGAGCUUUUUAUGUGUUAUAAUUCUCCUGGUCUCUUGGCUUUUGCUUUGUAUGUAUUUAAAUGUCAUAAUAAAGGAUUGUGUUGUUGGUUACUAUUUUCUGUGAUAAAAGAGGCAAUGUAAUGUCCACUAGUUAUACAAGUUUUCUAGCUUGAACAUAA